AUGGGCUGUACGUUUCUCAUUGAUAGUAAUCUUCCCAUCAACACAGAGGAUGAGAAAGUGGCCAAGGUACUGCGUGACUUCAACGUCACCUACCACGAGACCACGGAUCUACCCCUGAUCGGCCGAGAGAUCAGAGCGCACAAGCCUGACAUUGCGUAUAUUCCAUCGGCCGACUGGCACCGUUCCCUCCGCGACGGCGACCGCCACUAUAGCGGGCUGGUGAUCCCAACCUCCAAAUUCACCGGCAAAACAGACCUUCCGAGCGUCCUAGUAGUGCGCCGGGACGAUCCCGCGACGAGCCUCGUGGAUCUCCGGGGUGCUAGUUAUGGCUACAUUAACAAGUCAUGCACGUCGAGCUACUUUCCACCGAUUGUGAUGCUCCACCGUAAAGGGAUGUGCGCUGACGAGUUUUUGGAUAUGCGCCCCGUCAAGGCGUGGCAGGGUCAAAUUGACGCCGUGGUCGACGGCGAGGUGCGCGCAACCAUGGUGCCCGAGGACACGUGGCGCAUUUUAGGGGCCAAUGCCGAGACUACCAAGAUCAUUGACCGGUUUGAGGAGGGAAAACCGGGCAUUGUAGUUGCGCGGUGUGAUCUGGACCAAAAGUUGCGUGCCGAGCUGACAGAUGCCUUGGUGGAAUGGACACCGUCAUCGUGUUCGAUUUAUAGUCGAUUCAAGCCUUUCCAACAGGAGGAUACAGAGUCGCUCUUUCGGCAACUUGAUCAGCUUCCUCCUGGAUCAUGA
This is a messenger RNA of Pestalotiopsis fici W106-1, 741 nucleotides long. RefSeq lists its product as uncharacterized. The transcript has a single exon. Bases 1 to 741 code for a protein of 246 amino acids. NCBI's taxonomy places the organism in Eukaryota, Fungi, Ascomycota, Sordariomycetes, Amphisphaeriales, Sporocadaceae. The record is from RefSeq and is a predicted model, not a curated record.